GAGGUGGAGUGGGAAUUCCGGACGGCGAGAGCGGUGUUAAGAGGGGACCCGCUGCCGCCAAGACCAGUCAAUUCAUUGUUCCCAGCGUCCAACUCAGCCCCGUCUUUCUCUGCGCCAGCUCCAGAGCCUCCUCCAGCCGCCACCUCCGUCUGUCCGUCUCCCGCCGCUGGAGAGCCCCCAGAGCUCCCCGAGCCUGCUGCCGGAGCGCAGCCUUCCCCCGAGCCAGAGCUCCCCGAGUCCGCUGCCGGAGUGCAGCCCCCCGAGGCUGAGCUCCCUGAGUCCGCUGCCGGAGUGCAGCCCCCCGAGCCUGAGCUCCCCGAGUCCGCUGCCGGAGUGCAGCCCCCCGAGCCUCCUGAGUCUGCUCCGUCCGAGCCUCCUGAGUCUGCUCCGUCCGAGCUUCCUGAGUCUGCUCCGUCCGAGCUUCCUGAGUCUGCUCCGUCCGAGCUUCCUGAGUCUGCUCCGUCCGAGCUUCCUGAGUCUGCUCCGUUAAAUCCUCAGAAGCUCCUGAACGUCUUCAUACACGGCCGACAGAAAACACAGAGUGUGGAACCGCACACACAGAAUAUCCUGAGGCUUCCAGCCAACUGUGAUGGCUUCACUGAAAUUAGCUCAGUCCUCUGCGUGAGCGUGUUCGGGCCGCGGCGCGGGGAGCGCGGCGCGCUGAUAACUGAUGAGGUGGAGUUCACCGUGCUUUCUCUGGGCUCACUCGGUUCCGCUUUUAUUGAUGAGCUCAUUUGA
Poecilia latipinna (sailfin molly) is the source of this 738-nucleotide messenger RNA. Its product is annotated as predicted GPI-anchored protein 58. The record is from RefSeq and is a predicted model, not a curated record. The annotation marks the transcript as partial. The transcript is spliced from 3 exons. NCBI's taxonomy places the organism in Eukaryota, Metazoa, Chordata, Actinopteri, Cyprinodontiformes, Poeciliidae.